AUCGACUCAGCUGUUCUGCGCAUGCCCUCUCCACAUCAGACCAAGCUAAUCGAUCUGAAGUGUCUGAGCCCAGGCAUAGGGAAUGAACCCCGAUCACCGCACUGAGCAAACAUGGCGGAUGACAAGGAUCCUCUGAAACAGUUAAAAGAUCUAACGCAGCUCAGAAAUCAGCUGGAGGAAAUCCAGAGGCGAGUGGAGAACGAAGUCUCUGUGGGAAUUCCUCAGGGAGGCUCUGUGUUGGGAUCUCCAUUCCUAAAGGGUUUUCUGGCCGGCUAUGUGGUGGCCAAGCUUCGCUCCUCCGCAAUCCUGGGGGUUCUGCUGGGGACAAUUACCGGCAUGUAUGCAGCACAAAGUUAUCAAGUGCCUAACAUUGAAAGGACCGUAAAAGAGUGCUUGAACAGCUUGAAAAAGGGACCAAAGUAAUUAGGACUGACUGCUUGUCCUGCCAGCAAACAAGAACAGGAACAAAAGGAAGAAGUACUGUUCCAGCUGCUGGCCUGUGAGCGGCUUGUGACAAAUCCGCCCUCAAGACUUCUGUGUUAUCUUGACUAUGGAUAAAUGAUAUAACUGGAAUUAUUAGAGACUAAAGUUAGGAUGUACUUUUUAUUUAAUUUUUGUUUCAGGUCCAUUUUAAUACUCUCUAUUUCAUUUCAACUCAUAUCUGUUUUCUGUUAGCACAAAGUGUAUGAUUAUCAAAAAGUUUCACUUUUUUUCAAAAAAAGUUUGGUCUAUCAGAUUUCAUAACUAGAGUUUAGCUGCCUGGUGCAGCAAUGUUGAUUGUUAGUCUGUUUUCUACGCCUUCAUUGUUCAGCCCAAACAAACCCAGAGUUAAUCAGAGAAAGAGAAUCAAAGUAAUCUAUAAAUAGUAUUUAUAAGGUUGAGAUUUAUAGCUAGCUGAUAAUGAGGGCUUUGUGCAUUACAGCUACUAUUUAGAAUUGUUAGAAGUAAGCUAUUUAUUACAUCAUUGAUAAUGAUUGUGAUUCCAAAUGUGGGGUCCACCUCCCCUGUAAGGAUCAGGAGGCUGUUGGUGAAAAGGAUUCAGUGGGGUGUCCUCUUUGGGCUGAUGGUCCUCAUCUACGGCUCUCACGCUCCCCUCAUCACUCUCACCAAAGCAGAUGGCAGCAUCCCCUUUAACCCCUCUUCCUGUGUUCUUUUGAUUGAGUUAGCCAAACUCCUAAUUUCUCUAGUAACUCUUGUUCUAACUGGGGGUACAUCUGCCUUACAAGCUCCACGUCUUGUCCUCGUGGCCCCCUAUGCAGUCCCUGCUGUUCUUUACGCGCUUAACAACAACCUGGUAGUUCUCAUGCAGGCCUACAUGGACCCAAGCUCUUAUCAAGUCCUGUCUAACCUGAAAAUUGCCUCAACCGCCCUGCUGUACUCCCUCUGCCUAGGCAAGAGGCUGCGGCCCACUCAGUGGUUUGCUCUGGGGCUCCUCAUGGCUGCUGGUGCGUGUCACACCUACAGCAGCCUGGACCUGGGAGACCCUGUUAGAGCUGAAGCUGAGGAAGGACCCAAGCUCCACAUCACUGCUUGGGGGCUUUUCCUUGUGAUGGUGUACUGCUUUGUUUCAGGCCUGGCAGCAGUUUACACAGAGAGGAUGCUGAAGAGUCAGAAGCUGCCCCUUAGCCUGCAGAAUCUCUACCUCUACAUGUUCGGCGUGGCCAUCAAUGGGCUUUCCUCUUUCUCCCUCAUAACAAGCAACAAGAACUUCCUGGAGGGAUACUCAGGGGUGGUUUGGGUCAUCAUAGCUGGACAGGCAGCUAACGGACUUCUCAUGUCCGUGGUGCUAAAGCACGGCAGCGGGAUCACCAGACUGUUUGUCAUUUCCUGCUCCAUGUUGGUCAACACUCUGUUGUCGUGGGCCAUGUUAGGACUGCAGCUCACAACUUUUUUCCUUCUCCCAGUUUCUAUGAUUGCACUGGCAGCUUAUCUUUAUUACAGGUAGUUCUCACCAAAUGAACCACAAAACUCGCUGGUCAAAAGAUGAAUCAAACAUUCAACCUAUAGCAUCUACUUUAUUGGUUUUGAAUUCAGAUUUUUUUUUUGCCUUUAUUCUGCCUUCAUCUCAGAUUCUAAACCUGUGUCGGAUUUGUAACCAUGUUAUGUGUGAAGUCAUUUAGCUGCUUAUGUCAGCUGUAGAGUUUAAUUUAGCAUUCUGUUGCACUGUUGCAAGGACAUUUGAAUACUAAAGCAGGUCAGGUUCAUUGUAUCUUCAGUUAAACAUAUCUGAAGAGUGCUGCUAUUGUCAUCUUGUUGGUUGAGUUUGUCAUUACAUACUAAGCCAAAAACAAGUCAAAGAUAAUAUCAAAGUGUUAUAAAUUGUGUAAAUGUGAACCAAUAAAUUGUAACAAAAACUU
Molecule: messenger RNA, 2357 nt
Organism: Notolabrus celidotus (New Zealand spotty)
Lineage: Eukaryota; Metazoa; Chordata; Actinopteri; Labriformes; Labridae
Product: SLC35A4 upstream open reading frame protein-like
Exons: 3
Coding region: 112-423 (103 amino acids)
Source: RefSeq, a predicted model, not a curated record